Lycium barbarum (goji berry) is the source of this 1323-nucleotide messenger RNA. RefSeq lists its product as uncharacterized. The record is from RefSeq and is a predicted model, not a curated record. The transcript has a single exon. Lineage: Eukaryota; Viridiplantae; Streptophyta; Magnoliopsida; Solanales; Solanaceae. Bases 1 to 1323 code for a protein of 440 amino acids.
AUGACUAUCACCAACGAAGUCAACCCAACUGCUAACCUUUCCAUAACUAAUGAAAAUCCAGAAAGCUCGACAGAGAGGAUUAAUCUGAACGAUGAAGAAGAGAUCGCUUUGCUAAAGCUACAACUUGACGAACUAAGAGGAGAGCUGCGCCAAGUUCGGGACCUGACCCAUCUCACUGUGACUGCUUUCCCAAACCCACCUCACUUUCCGUCUUUGGAUUCGCCGGUUCCAGAACACUUCCCUCCAUCUACAUGUCCACCUCCAAUACCCCUUUCUUUUUCUAACCUACCUCCGGUCACUCCCGCGAAUGUACCAAAUAUGCAUAAACAAACCCCUUACGUCCCUGACUACACCCAUACUUCACAAAACCCAACAUCAACCCAAACUAUUACUGCACCUACUUACCCCACCGUGCAGCACAUACCAGGGGCACACAUUGACAUUUCCCGCGAGCAAUAUGUGCCACAGAUAUAUGCAGCUGGGGCUCCAACCUUUACAGCUCCUGUCACAGUCAGGGUCCCGUUCGAGGUGGAUCAAUAUGCAGAAAUGGAGAGAGAUUCCAAGAUAGGAGAAGAUGAAUCAAUCAUUAACCAGCUGCACAGUAUAAGGAAAGAAAUGAGGAACAUGCGAGUCACUCGGGGAAGUGAGAGUUUGGAUUAUGAUGAUCUAUGCAUACACCCGGAUAUUGGCAUGCCAGUAGGGUACAAACCUCCUAAGUUCGAUAUUUUUGAUGGGACAGGUGAUCCUCAUACACAUUUGAGGGCCUACUGCGACAAAUUAGUAGGAGUAGGAAUGAACGAGAAAUUGAGGAUGAAAUUGUUUAUUAGAAGUUUGUCAGGAGAGGCGCUCACUUGGUAUACUAGCCAAGAUCCUCGUAAAUGGAGCGACUGGCAAGAUAUGGCUGGGGAUUUUAUGAAUCGCUUCGGAUUUAACACUGAGAUCACACCAGACAGGUUUUCUCUGAGCAACAUACAAAAGAAGGCAACUGAAUCAUUCCAGGAUUACGCAAGACGUUGGAGAAUGGAGGUUGCCCGAGUUAUGCCCCCAUUGGACGAAAGCGAGCUCAGCAAGUAUUUCAUUCGAGCUCAGGAGGGCAUCUAUUUUGAAAAGAUGAUGGGCUCGAUGGGCCAAAAAUUUGCCGAUUUGGUCAAGAUGGGAGACAUUUUGGAAGAAGGAAUCAAGUCCGGAAAGAUUCAAUCAAUGGCUGCGUUGCAAGCUGCAAGCAAAGACAUACAGUCAGGUUCCGUCAAUGGGAUUAAGAAAAAGAAGGAGGACAUAUCCAAUAUCACACCUUACUACCGGCAAGGAGAGUCAUCUCGCUGA